GCCUUUGCAUACUUACUUUGGCAUCAUCCACACAAAGCAAUCAACCCAACAUUACUACUACCUACUACCCAUCAACAAGUACAUUACACGACACACAAGCAAAUCUCCGUCGUACCAAACAACAACCAACAACAAUGACGGCAACUACAAGCAUCGCUGCUGUUUGCACAAACCAACACGACCACACCAUUGGCCACUGCCGCGCCCAGCGCCAUACCCUCUACUCGCAACCCGAGAUGCAACAUGCCGUCGCAGCAACAGCAUUGCCCCUACCAUCGCAAAGCACAGGCGACGAGUGGAACGAAAGCCAAGAGGAGCUUGCGCGCUGGGGCAUCGGCACUAACACCACCACCGAGCAGCCCGCUGCAAAGCUGGCGUCAAGCAAUGCCUCGUCAUCCUCGACGCUGAGCAGUAGCGCCGUGCGUGGAGGCAGCGCAUUGAAAUUCGAGGACGUGACCAAGUUUUGGCAGUGAAGAGAAAUGCCUUUUAUACAUGUUUCUUCCUUCUUGCAGCAUAUUCUAGGGAUAUAGGGAUAUACGAUAUACAUGCAUUGACUGGGAAUCUCAUCAAGCGUAGAUCUACAUAUACAGUAAAUAUACGGUACAUAGAAGGAAUAUCAUUCAACUGAUUUGUACACAUGUAUUUAUUGCAUUCUACAAAUUCGCGGUUCACAUACACAUGCAUAGAGUUCAUCUAUAAGGUUUUCAGGUAGCAAGAGUGGGGUGCUGAUCCCACUUCCGCUAUCGCAACAUCCAAGACCAUCUGUAGGAAGCUCGAAGCAAGGGGAUCAAUGUAUUGGUAUAUAGAUCUACAAACCACC
Molecule: messenger RNA, 820 nt
Organism: Exserohilum turcica Et28A
Lineage: Eukaryota; Fungi; Ascomycota; Dothideomycetes; Pleosporales; Pleosporaceae
Exons: 1
Coding region: 135-473 (112 amino acids)
Source: RefSeq, a predicted model, not a curated record